Messenger RNA from Neohortaea acidophila, 749 nucleotides. RefSeq lists its product as uncharacterized. The record is from RefSeq and is a predicted model, not a curated record. NCBI's taxonomy places the organism in Eukaryota, Fungi, Ascomycota, Dothideomycetes, Mycosphaerellales, Teratosphaeriaceae. The transcript has 4 exons. The coding region runs from base 30 to 488 and encodes 152 amino acids.
UGCAACAACGAUGAAGGCAGAAUCCCAAGAUGAUUGAGAUCGGUCAAUCAUCGGAGCCGCCAAUAUGGCGCUGGGCGGUGGGAUUCGUGCUAGUGGGAAUGGCAUGGGGAUUUACCACGCCGUUCGUGAGGAAAGCAGCCGUUGCACGAGAACGUCGACCGAAGCCUCAACGGCCCAUAUUGGCGGAUGGCAAAACAUCAAGGCUGCAGCGCAAGAUCUGGACAACCUUCUACGCUGUGUACGAUUUGCUGGGAGACCCGGCGUACGCUGUUCCAUUGGUAUUCAAUGUGACGGGGAGUGUUUGGUUCUUUUUGUUGAUUGGACAGGCUGAACUCAGCCUGACGGUGCCCAUUACGAAUUCCCUCGCUUUUCUCUUCACCGUGCUGGGAGAGUGGUGGGCAGAAGGCAAGGUGAUAUCACGAGAUACAUGGUUGGGAAUGGUGCUGGUAUUGAGUGGGAUAGGGCUGUGUGUGUACUCCAAAAGCUAGCUAGCCGGGAUUGAUAGUCUGGCUCCGUUGAAUUGCCCUAGUUUCUGCUAUGUUGUGAGUCAGGUUGUGAUGGCAUUCAACACCGAGUCAUCCUUAGCCUGACCGAGGGCAGACGGAAGAGAGGCCAAUUGCAGAGGGCAUGAUUGGCGAGAUUUGACAUGUGAAAGGCGCUUAGGCUCGGCCCGGGCAUGCGGGGAGUGCGGGAAGGGACUGAAGACGGCGGUGGAUGACCAUUUCACACAAUCUCUCACCGCAUGCCCG